AUGAAGAAGAGAGCAGAACCAAACAAUGGCUCUAAAUCUGAUACAGAUAGGGCUAAGCGUAUUUACAGAGCUGCUCUGGAGUCAAUUAAAUGUCUUGAUGGAAUCAACAAAGGAAAGAAAGCUUAUCGGGAAGUGUUCAGCCCAGAUGCCGUUGGAUUGCGCAAUAAGCUGAAAGAUUACUGUGAGCGGUUGAUGUUUUUCAACCCUGUAGAGUAUGGACGUAAAGCAGAGGAAGUAUUAUGGCGCAAAGUUUUCUACGAUGUCAUCCAAGUUGUUAAACGAAGCAAAGAUCACAUUCGACAUCAUGGUUCAGUGGAGACUGCCUAUCGGACACACCUGGCUGCUGCGGCAGGUUACUACCAGCAUCUUGUCUUCCGGCUACAGCGAGAGUUCUCCCUGCGGCUGGCAGGUGUCAUUGACUACCACCAGUUACCUGAAAUCAGAGCAGGUCGAAGGAAUGACACCAGCAGUGUGAAGACAAUCAAUCCCAGCAUCCAGGAGUGGGCCCAGAGAGCUUGCCAUCGGUGUCUUAUCUGCUUGGGUGAUAUUUCCCGCUAUAUCUGUGAUGUGGAUCGAAUGUCAAUCCCAACUACUGCCUGCCGAUACUACCACCAGGCUUUCAUGCUUUUCCCAGAAAUUGGUAUGCCCCAUAAUCAGCUGGGGACACUGGCAGGGUCUCGCUAUUCUGGAUGUGAGGCUGCCUACCAUUAUGUUAGAUGCCUUGCUUGUGAGAAACCUUUUGAUGGAGCCCGGGGUAACUUGACGCGCUUGUUUGAGAAAAAUGCCAAGAGAUUUCAUGAGUUGAACACACCACAGGCAAGAGACCUUCCCCCUGAUGAGCAGAGACAUCAGGAUAUUAAAAGAUUUUUCACACGAUUUUUCAAACUCCUGGAGAUUUUUCAUGGGACAUCUAACAACAUUGAGAUGACAGAACUGCAGCAACUAUGUCAGCACGCCCUGCAAGACUUCAACCUAUGCAUGUUCUACGAGCCCCAGCAUCAACUCAAGCAGAGAGACCCUCAAGGUGGAGCCGAGAGCCGAGACUUUCACCUGGAGGAUUUUCAUGAGUUCUUAGACCCAGGUGAUCCGGCAUCCUUCCAGUAUUUGGACAACGGCAUUGUCUUCACAAUCUUUGGCUGUCUCAUGUGUACCAUACAUCUGCUGGAGAAGACUGGUUCCACAAACAUCACUGCUGCCACAGCAUUUCUCUUGGCACUGUUUUCUCACCUGCUCAACCACGUGGUGAUCAGGCUGCAGGGAUGUCUGGAGGACAUGGAGCACCCAAACAAGAUCCUCAUUGCAGGCUCCUCAUUAUCAUCGGAAAAUAUGCACAACGACGAGUCGUCCGGAAGUGAAGAUGAACGGGCGCGGAGGAUUGAUGAUCAUACCCUACAGAAUUCUGUGGAUAACACAGCAAGAUCUGUGAGAAACGGCAGCAACAAGACUGAGUCAAAGAAAUCCAGGGUGUCCACUCUUCGCGGUCUGCGACGACGGAGACCUCAGCGCCGUGACAUGAGUGAAAGCAGCGACAAUAUGUCUGAUAUGUCAGAAGUAUCAGAUCUCAGUGAAGGUAAUGAUGAUGAUGUUGAUGAUGGCAUCGUCUCCAGUGACUCGGAGGAUGAUGAUGACCUGGCUAGCUACUUUGACCAUGGAUCAGAUUCUGAUCUGUCGGAAACAGAAGAUGCUCCAGAACAUGAGAUGAAAGCAAACACCAACAACGCAAACUCUGGAAAUACAGGCCAUGGCAACUGGCCACCGUCUGGCAAAAGUCUGCCCAACGGUGACAUGAAGCACAUCUGGUUGAAUGGUAAUGGAGACAAAAGUCUGGCAGACAUAUCCUCGGAGCUGUUUUCCUCAUCUCUCAUGUUUCUUGGCCAGGAUCUGGCUCAGGGCAAUCAGACAGCAGACGUGUUGAACACCAGGGAGAGCGUACUUGUCCCCCCUG
This is a messenger RNA of Candidula unifasciata, 1945 nucleotides long. The record is from the annotation of a GenBank genome assembly. NCBI's taxonomy places the organism in Eukaryota, Metazoa, Mollusca, Gastropoda, Stylommatophora, Geomitridae.